Messenger RNA from Mycotypha africana, 1096 nucleotides. RefSeq lists its product as uncharacterized. Lineage: Eukaryota; Fungi; Mucoromycota; Mucoromycetes; Mucorales; Mycotyphaceae. Gene Ontology annotation, cellular component: mitochondrion. The transcript has 3 exons. The record is from RefSeq and is a predicted model, not a curated record. The coding region runs from base 334 to 1059 and encodes 241 amino acids.
CCACAAGAGGUUAAAAAUGAUAUUCAAUGGCUGAAGUGGUUUCUGUUGCUUUUUCUGAGUACUUUAUUGCAUGAUCACACUUUCUUACGUACGUAUACGUACAAUUUUGGAACACAAUAAAUAUACGUUCAAAAUAAAAGAUACCAAGAUAUUCUGAGUUCAGGGACAUAUUUGUGGUGGUACAGAUUUGCCUAUCAGUUUCAUGAUUUCCCCGCAUUUUGUUCAUCUAUUAUUUUGUGCCUCAUUUUUUUCCAUAUUUCUUUCAAUUCCAAAAGCCAAAUCUCUCAUCGUUUUCUGUUUACAACAUCACCCACGUCAAUUAACCUUUUCAUUAUGAACAGCAAGUUGCAGAUGCUCUACAAAUAUACCCUUUUUUCCAACAAAAGAACCAACGAUUCAGUGACAAAAAAUUUCAAACCUCGUAGUAGCGGUAUAAUACAUAUAUUACAACCAAGACGACUACAGCUACAGCAACAGUGCCGCUCUUUCCAUUCAUCGCCUAUCAUAAGCCGUAGUUACUAUUUUGACACUUUCAAAUUUGUUGAACGACUCGAAAAGCAAGGAUUUACUCGAAAACAAAGUGAAGCCAUUAUGAUUGCUUUACAAAUAGUCAUUGCAGAAAAUAUGAUGGAUAUAUCAAAAAUAAUGGUAUCGAAAGCCGACAGAGAUAAGGCCAUCUAUGCUUAUAAAGUAGACUUUACACAACUGAAAUCCGAAAUACAGCUGUUAGAACGUAAAAACAAUGACUUUCAUCUCAUGAAAAUUGAAACAGAGCGUCUUGAAAGUGAAUUAGAAAAGCUCAAACAGAAACUGCGGGAAGAAAUAUCGAGGAAUCAAGCACAUGCACGAUUAGAAAUGAGCCUAGAAAGAGGGCAUGUAAGGGACGAAGUAAGUAUCCAGAAAUUGAAGAUCGAAGAGACAGAUACAAGGAUAGAAAGUGAAGUGGCAGGUUUAAGGACACAGAUGGAAGCUACCAAAUUCCAAAUUCUUCAAUAUUUGAUGGGCUCAUUGACAGGUGCCGGUGCUUUAUUCUUAGCCUACUUAAGAAUGUUUAAAUGACCACUCGCAAUAAAUAUUCUUAAAAAAAGCAACGGUU